CGUUCAGCAGCCAAACCAGCAGCGCCACACACACGGGAGCGCGCAUGGACAGAGCGGGACGGAGGGACAGAGGGAGGGAGACGGCCACGGAGACAGAGAAUAGAUAAAACUGCAAGAAACGCGGUCAUGCAGCGGCUCAGGAAGGAACGGACAAAACAAAACACACGGGUGGGUGGUGAACGAUUAAAGGACACAACAACACAAUCCUCCAGAUCCAGCUCAGCGCUCCUUGGCUCCUUCUGGUCUCAGGAUCUCUGUGGAUGAACAUGGAUCAGAUUGUCCCUCAUGAUGUUUGGGUGAUGGUGCAUGAUGGUGGUGAAGAGCUCUGUCUAACCAAUCCUACUGCCAAACAACAACAUCAGUAUUUUUAACAGUACUGGAUUACAUGUUCACGGACAAUGAUUUUUUUUACAUGCAAAUACAUGGCACACACUCUGAAUGAAUCUCAAACUAUGUUUAACGUAUAGUUAAAAUUAGGCUACUGAAACUCUUCUGAGCUUCAGGUUAAGGAAAGGUCAUGGUUACAGGAGGAAAGGUAAAGGUGAAUUCCAGCUCAGUGACACAUGAACCUGUCUCUGUAUGGAAGCCAGACACAGUUACUGGCAUAGAGCUUUGGCACUGGACAUAAGAGACACUGAGCUGGUCUCCAUUUACACAUUUUUAUUUUUUUCACACUUCUAUUUAUAUAGGUCCUUCCAUAAUCGAAAUAAUCUGAAAGUUCUUUACAGAGGUUGUUACAGGUUAGAGUGUUUGAAAGCUAAACACAUCACUGCUUUAAAAUGAACAAUAAUCUUUCAUCACAGAGUUUCUUGACUUUAUGUGGCUGUGGUAAGGAGCCCCGUCACAGUGGAACCAAACAAUAUCAAAGAUAUUUUUGAAAACAGGAAUGUUCUUCAUAUUUUAUCAGGAAGUGUGAAGCUGAAGAGCUUCAUAGGCAAAUUGUUUCCAUGACCACUUUGCAUGAAGCUGAUUAAAGUGCAGAGGGAGGUCGACAUACAACUUAAUAAGUAAGAUCAGCAGCUGAAGAUCUACAGUCACAGAAACGUGGAACAUACCAGGAUGGAAAAAGUUCUUCUGAUCAUCGUAGCUGCAUCAGGACUGUGUGUUGUCUCAUCACACGCUCCUCGUGCAUACUAUUUUGUUUAUGAGCUAAAGAACAUGACUGAUGCGCGGAGCUACUGCAGAGAAAAUCACACAGACCUGGCCACUAUACACAACAUGGAAGACACGGAGGUCCUGCGCUCCAAGGUGGACAUGAACAAAAUAGUCAGCUCAGAUUAUCUCGCCUGGAUUGGUCUGUACGAUGAUGUGAACAGCUGGAGGUGGUCGCUGUCAGACACAAGUUUCUACCACGAGACAGAAGCUGAGUUCAGAUACUGGAACCCACGAGAACCAAACAAUAAAAACAGUGGAGAACACUGCGGACAGAUGUAUAACAAUGGCCGGUGGAACGACGAAAAAUGUGAUUUGCGCUGUCCAUCAAUCUGCGCCGAUGUCCAAGGGUCGAAUGUGACAUUUGUCUUCAUCAACAAUUCCAUGACAUGGACUGAAGCCCAGAGCUACUGCAGAGCAAACCACACAGACCUGGCCAGUGUGAGGAACCUUCUGGAAAACCAGAGGGUACAGGAGCUGCUAGGUUCCACAUAUUCAGCCUGGAUCGGCCUUUUCAGAGACUCCUGGAAGUGGUUGGAUGGAAGUAACUCCUCGUUUAGGUACUGGCAAACAGGGGAACCUAACAACAAUCAGGUAGAGCUUUGUGUUGCAGCCAGCUUUAGCUCUGGAAGAUGGCAGGACUGGAACUGUGAUGAGAAGAGAGCAUUUAUUUGCUAUGACCGGCCUGUUUUUAAGAAAGUGCUGAGAGUGAGGCUCAUGGGAAAAAACUCCUCCCUGAACCUGAAUGACCCCGCUGUGAUGGAAGACAUCUCCAGGCAGCUCAAACAGAAGCUGACGGACCGGGGAGUGAGCGGAGACUUCAAACUGAGCUGGAAGACGCAGCCGGAUGGACGCAGCUUCCACAAGGAAGUAGAGACAGAGACAAACAGUACGUCCAAGGGAGACUGUCCUAAAUGAGUGAAUUUUUCUUUUUCUUUGUCCUUUAAAAGAGUAACGUUCUUUUUUUUCUAUCGUUUCCUCGUUUGAAUUUAUUUUAAAUUAUGCAAAUACUUUUUUAUGAUGUGAUCUUUAUGAGAAAUGCAGGCUGAGAAUCUGCAUCUUCCAAUACAAUACAAUUUUAUUUUCACUUGUUUUUUUCACUUCACUUUAUUUUUUUGAUCCAUAUUUUUCCAUUUUUGUGGUUUCUUUCAUUUUUUUAACUUUUUAUAUUCGUUUCUAUCCUUUCUCAUGUGCUCAUACAUUCGGUAAGCAUUUCCUCAUUUCCUUCCAUAAAUGAAUUUUAAACAUAUGUUUUACAUUUUCUUUCAUCAAUGUAAAUUAAUAAAUAAACAUUCACAAAUGUUAAAUCCUGAUAAAUGUGUAAUAACCUGUAGUCAUCGUGCUCUUGUGUUUAUACCCACUGUCA
Messenger RNA from Toxotes jaculatrix (banded archerfish), 2518 nucleotides. Its product is annotated as macrophage mannose receptor 1-like. The record is from RefSeq and is a predicted model, not a curated record. Lineage: Eukaryota; Metazoa; Chordata; Actinopteri; Toxotidae. The transcript is spliced from 7 exons. Bases 1060 to 2070 code for a protein of 336 amino acids.